This is a messenger RNA of Magallana angulata, 1929 nucleotides long. RefSeq lists its product as uncharacterized. The coding region runs from base 125 to 1666 and encodes 513 amino acids. The record is from RefSeq and is a predicted model, not a curated record. The transcript has 7 exons. NCBI's taxonomy places the organism in Eukaryota, Metazoa, Mollusca, Bivalvia, Ostreida, Ostreidae.
AAAAAGGAAACGUGGAUGUGUGUCCCGUUACAAAAGAAGCAUGGGACGCACGCGCGAAAACAAAAAGUGGAGACUGUGGAGGACAGAGUGUGUACCAUUGUCUGGCUGAUAGCGAGGGCGGGAAAUGGGAGAGAUGUGUGGAAAAGACAUUGGCAAUUGUCCUAUUUUUAAUGAGGAUGGUUUCAUCGACUGGAAACCAUGCGACAAAACGAAACCACCCUGUCCAAACAGUUCAUUUGUAUCUGACGAAGUUUAUAUUUAUCCAGAAUGCUUUGGUAACAAUACAGCGAGUGCGAAAACAAAGCCAGAUCCCAAUAACGAUUCUGGAAACGAUGUUGGCCUAGUAAUCGCCGUUUCUUUUGGCAUUAUGCUGAUUCUUUCCGCCAUGGCUCUUCUUAUAUUUUUUCUUAGGAGACGUUCAAAUAACCAAACUGCUGAACAGGAAUUUAAUGCUAGUCUAACUGCAGGCUUAUUAAGUCCAAAUGAAGACAAGAUACCGCAAAGGUUAAAUUCAGAUUCAACGGAGAAAAUUGUAAAAGACCACAGUGUCCACAAUGGAAUCGCUUUGCUCAUGAAUGAUGAUUCAGAUGCAAAAUCAAUAAUUGUUGUCGGAAAAUUCGGUAAUUCUGUUUCUAGUACAUCCCGUCGUAUCUCUAAGGGAUUCCAAAACAAAAAAGGUUGGGCGUCACUAGAAUGUCGAUACACAGAUAUACCAAACACUGUAGAAGAAAAUACAAUUAUGUUUGUAUAUGGCUGGUUUGGGAUGUGGAAUGAUGACCUUUGCUCACUAGUCAAGGCAAAAACUGCCUAUCAGUCUUUGGUACGAAUACUGGAUGAAAUAAGAAAUGUAAAAAUCAUUGUUGGAAUGAGAUCGGAUCUUUAUCGUAAAUAUUAUCAAGAAUUACAAGAGGCUGGUGAACAAAACACGAGUUUGUUUGAUCAUGAAAUUCAUCUAGAUAGUGCUGAUGUUAAAAAAGACGAGGAGUACUUAAAAUUUUUACAUGAAAAGAUUCAGAGACCGUGUAAGCAGGACAAUUGCGCAUGUCAAAACCUGACAUACGAGAUGCUUCGUAAGGGGAAGGACAAAGUCGUUGGCAUGCCUUUAAAGAUUACUGUAAUAGAAAAAUACCAUGAUCUUGUACCUGAUUAUCUGGAUAACUGUGAUAUUUUGAAGGCGUUGAGAGAACAUUUCAUAUCUGUCCAAAAUGACAAAAACAGAACACACGUGUAUGAGUGGAUCACAUACAUUUGUUUGAAAGGAAAAUUUACUAGAUCCGAAUCGUUUGAUGCAUCUCUAGUUCAAGAAAUUGGUUUUAAAAUAACAGAUUCGUCUUUUGACGAAAGUUAUACAGAACUUUCUAAAUACCUUAGGAUGAGAAACUCUAAUAUAAGGCAGAAAAUGCCACCUAAUAGUCCAAGAGCACAAUACGUGUUUUGGCAUCCUUUUAUCUAUAUUUGCUUUUUUCAUUACCUGUUUGAUAAGGACCAAACCCUUGUUAUGAGACACUGUAACAUAGAAGCCAUUUUUGAGCUUGUACGAACAAAAGAGGCAAAAGUAUCAUAUUUUGAGGUAAUAGCAGAUGAUCCCAUGGUCACUCUGUUCAAAGCAAGAAUACGCAGUUUGGGUAAAGACAAGGAGUAUAUGCAUCAUCCAUUAUUGAAAUAAUUACAGAAAUAGAUAAGGUAGAACAAUAGGACAUAACAACAUUACGACAAACAGCACACGGUGGGUGUGACCGGUCUGUAGAGGAUGCUUCAUGGCACCUGAUCCUACCUCUAUAUUUUUAGAGGUCCGUGUUGCUCUGCUUUGAAUUUGUACUUCGUUUCAUGGAUUUGUGACGAUUGUGAUUAUUUAGAAUUGUAUUUUUAUGAGGUACUACUUUUGACAUGUCCCACCUUGUUUACCGUUGUAUUUUACAGCAAGAUAUC